GCAUUUCUAGAUAUAGAAUACUUCAGAUUAAAAUGACAGCUGAACAACAAUAAUAGUUUUUAGACUAAGCUUUAACUAAUUGAUUUAAUCCAACAUGCUUCCUUUAAGGCAUGACGAUCUAUUGAAGAACAAGGGGAUUGUUGGAAGGUUGAAGGAUAAAAUCAUUGGAUGGGUCAGAAUUAUUCUAUCAGAUCCUAAUUCUCGGAACCUUUUGGGAUUCCUUCUUCUCAAUCUGUCCUUCGCCUUCGUAGAACUCUUCUAUGGAGUGUGGACCAAUUCUCUGGGAUUAAUCAGUGAUUCUUUUCACAUGUUCUUUGAUUGUACUGGACUCUUGGCCGGCCUUGUUGCAACUGUAAUCACGAAGUGGAAGUCUAAUGACAAGUAUAGUUACGGUUACGUGAGAGCUGAAACUAUGGCAGGGUUUAUCAACGGCCUGUUCCUCCUCUUCAUAUCAUUCUUCAUCUUCUCAGAGGCUGUUGAGCGGCUUGUUGAGCCCCCUGAGGUCAAACAUGAACGUCUCCUUCUAGUCUCAGUCCUCGGCCUUCUUGUUAAUCUCGUCGGAGUCUUCGUCUUCCAGCAUGGUGGUCAUGGACAUAGUCACGGAGGAGGAGGAGAUCAUGGGCAUAGUCAUGGUGGAGACGAUCACGGACACGGACACAGUCAUGAUGGAGGACAUGGACAUAGCCAUAGUGGUGGAAAAGAUGUUGGAAACAGUCAGAUUAUGCAGGGAGUGUUCCUGCAUAUCCUUGCUGACACCCUGGGAUCGGUGGGCGUUAUCAUUUCGGCGAUCCUGAUGCACAUGUUUGGCUGGAUGAUCGCAGAUCCUAUCUGCUCGAUCUUCAUCGCUGUCAUGAUUGCACUAUCGGUCGGAUCCCUGGUUGCGGAGUCGGCAUCUAUUUUAAUGCAACGAACUCCUAAACAGCUUGACAACAAACUAGCGGACUGCUAUCAGAAGGUUAUGUCUCUGGAAGGGGUUCAAGGUGUUCAGGAAACUCACUUCUGGACACUGUGCACCAACUUUUAUUGCGGUGGGUUAAAGCUGGAGGUUUCAGCAACUGCAGAUCCUAAAUAUAUUGUUAGUCACACUCAGAUGAUUUUCCGCGGCGUUGGUGUCAAUCAACUUUAUGUACAAUUAGACUACGAGCAUGGACAGAAUACAUACAGAAACCUACAGAACGUUGAUUUACGAGAAAGCCACGCCUAUGUGAGAUAAACAAAUCCAUCCCAACCUUAGAUGAAAACAUCGGUUCAAUCCGGUUUGAACUCUAAUCCAAGAUCAUGAUCGAGGAUCUUACGAUCAUGCUCGAGACCAUGACACAAAGCAGAUUUGUUUUUAACUACAACACCAGUAAAGAUCUAGGCUUUGUAUCUGUAAAAAAAAGACGAUCCGGAAAUAAUUUAGACUCUCUCAAAAAAAGAAGAUUUUUAUAUAUUAACUUUGACCAAAAAAGCAUCGUACUUCUUUGUCCACUGUGAUAAUUGCUUUUUUAAGUGAGGUAUCAAAAAGAGUGAUUUUAUUUUACUCUAAAAAGAAAUAUAGAUACUUUAUUCUGGCUUAAUUUUCUUCUUUUGAGACAACACAUUAUUACUAUCGGGUCUUUUAUUCCAAAACUGUGUAUUAAGAUUAAGGUUGGAAUGUGAUUUGUACUUUAUGAGCGACGACUGUACUAGAUGUUGAUAAAAUCUAAGUCCUGAAUGUGUUGACCCUAAAAUUGAUCCUGCUUUACGUCUUAGUAUGAUAAAUUUGUUCAAUGAAGAUGAGAAAUUUUAGAAUAUUUUAUUAGUUUAAAAAAUGAAAAUGUAUGUAAAUCCAUUGAAAUGUUGGUAAACUGUGAUUUAUUUCUAAAUAAUGUUGUCAGUGGUACUUUGUUAAAUAUAUUCACCAUUUUA
Molecule: messenger RNA, 1890 nt
Organism: Eurytemora carolleeae
Lineage: Eukaryota; Metazoa; Arthropoda; Copepoda; Calanoida; Temoridae
Gene: ZnT86D
Product: zinc transporter 7
Exons: 13
Coding region: 95-1213 (372 amino acids)
Biological process (GO): zinc ion transport; transmembrane transport; intracellular zinc ion homeostasis
Cellular component (GO): membrane; Golgi apparatus
Molecular function (GO): zinc ion transmembrane transporter activity
Source: RefSeq, a predicted model, not a curated record